AUGAAGCUUUCAAAUUUCGUUCUUUCCAGUGCGCUUGCGCAAAGAGAUCCAAAUUACAAGUACAACAAGAGAGUCGUAGAAGGAUUGAGCGGAACUGACUGUAAUACGAACAAUCUGACCAUCGCCAAGUUUUCCGAUGAUAUCAAAUGCGCAGAGGGGGAGUUUAUACCAGAAGAAAGCAUGUGCACCCUGCAAUGUGUUUCUGAGGGAACCGCCCCAGUUUUCGCCGAGCUUCUCUGCCGAAAAGGCGAGCUCCAUCCCCUGGAUUCUUGA
This is a messenger RNA of Oikopleura dioica, 273 nucleotides long. Lineage: Eukaryota; Metazoa; Chordata; Appendicularia; Copelata; Oikopleuridae. The record is from the annotation of a GenBank genome assembly.